Molecule: messenger RNA, 4825 nt
Organism: Anolis carolinensis (green anole)
Lineage: Eukaryota; Metazoa; Chordata; Lepidosauria; Squamata; Anolidae
Gene: vsig4
Product: V-set and immunoglobulin domain containing 4
Exons: 9
Coding region: 2562-3842 (426 amino acids)
Biological process (GO): negative regulation of macrophage activation; negative regulation of complement activation, alternative pathway; negative regulation of interleukin-2 production
Molecular function (GO): complement component C3b binding
Source: RefSeq, a predicted model, not a curated record
UGAUGCGUGCAGAUCCCAGUAGGGUGGCCUUUUGCAGAUCGUGAUUUUGUCAAUGCCUAUUGUUUUCAAAUGCCGGCUGAGAUCUUUUGGCACGGCACCCAGUGUGCCCAUCACCACCGGGAACCACCUGCACUGGUUUUUGCCAGAGUCUUUGCAGUUCAAUCUUGAGGUCCUGAUAGCGGCUGAGUUUUUCCUGUUGUUUUUCGUCAAUGCGACUGUCACCUGGGAUGGCAACAUCAAUGAUCCAAACCUUUUUCUUUUCCACAACUGUGAUGUCUGGUGUGUUGUGUUCCAGAACUUUGUCAGUCUGGAUUCGGAAGUCCCACAGUAUCUUUGCGUGCUCAUUUUCCAAGACUUUUGCAGGUUUGUGAUCCCACCAGUUCUUUGCUGCUGGCAGGUGGUACUUGAGGCAUAAGUUCCAAUGAAUCAUUUGGGCCACAUGGUUGUGCCUCUGUUUGUAGUCUGUCUGUGCGAUUUUCUUACAGCAGCUGAGGAUAUGAUCAAUGGUUUCAUCAGUUUCCUUGCACAGUCUGCAAUAAAUAUUAUUAUUACUAUUAUUUAUAAGUGCAUACCUGUGCCCAUAAAGAAGCUGAGAGUUAACUCUUGCUCUGAAUCUCUGGGCAGUUGCAGGAAUGAAUUGCCCUCCUUUCCCAUAGAAUAACCCAGUGUUUGCUUCAAUAUUCGUCCGAGUGUUUUCAAUGUGAGUGUCCCAUGUGCCCCUUGUUUGAAAGAUAAUGCGUUGCCCAGAUAUUUAUAAAACGUAACUUCCCCAAUGAACCGCGAUCCUUGGAAGAUCACAUCGAGGGACUUCCAGAUUAUUUCCAAGGAGAGUAAAUAUAGAAAGUGCACACAUAGGCGGGAUCGGUAUUAGCUUUGGAAAAAGGUCUCAACUUCUCCUUUUCCUCUGUGGCAACUGCGGAGGAAGCAAAGCCGCAAACCUUCCUUGCCUUUCCAUGCAUCACGUCAGCAAACGAACCCUGGCAUGUUUAGGCACAUGACUCAUGUUUUUUCCCUCCGUGUCAGCACCUUCCUUUUGAGGAACGUCAGCAUGGCCGGUUCCUUGCCUUGGCAAGACCACCUCCAAGCCUAGAACGGGGCGCAAAGUGGCCAAGGGACUGGGAACAGGGUGGCCGGAGUGGGAGAUGGACAGGCCCCAGAAAGACAGGGUCUCCCUUCCCCAGAGGGAAAUAGGCUCUCUAGGAAUUCACUCAGCCCUUUAGGUCGUUCUAUCUGCUAUGCUUUUCCUUGAAGUUGCACUGGAGGACCUGCCAAAUUCCUAGAGAGGAUUCCCUGCGAUGUCUAAAAGUUUCUGUAGUGUUGCUUUGGAGCAAAUUUCCAGAAAGGUGUUUCCAGACCUCUUAUGGUACACUUACGGCGCAGUGGAUUAAACCGCUGAACUGCUGAAUUUGCUGACCAAAAGGUCAGCGGUUCAAAUCCUGGGAGCGGAGUAAGCUCCCAGGGUUAGCCCCAGCUUCUGCUAACUGAGCUGUUGAGUAGAUCAAUAGGUACUUUUCCGGCGGGAAGGUAAGGGUGCUCCAUGCAGUCUUGCCAGUGACCACAUUACCUUGGAGGUGUCUACGGACAUGGGAAUGUGAGUAGAUCAAUAGGUACUGCUCUGGUGGGAAGGUAACAGCACUCCAUGCACAUGAUCUUGGAGGUGUCUACAGAUAUGGGAAUGUGAGUAGAUCAAUAGGUACUUCUCUGAUGGAAAGGUAAUGGCACUCCAUGCAGUCAUGCCAGUGGCCACAUGACCUUGGAGGUGUCUAUGGACAUGGGAAUGUGAGUAGAUCAAUAGGUACUGCUCCGGCGGGAAGGUAAAGGCACUCCAUGCACGUGACCUUGGAGGUGUCUACAGAUAUGGGAAUGUGAGUAGAUCAAUAGGUACUGCUCCGGCAGGAAGGUAACGGUGCUCCAUGUAAUCCUGCCAUCAGCCACAUGACCUUGGAGGUGUCUACGGACAUGGGAAUGUGAGUAGAUCAAUAGGUACUGCUCCGGCGGGAAGGUAAUGGCGCUCCAUGCAGUCAUGCCAGUGGCCACAUGAUCUGGAGGAAGGACCGAAGUUUGACCAUGCGUGGUUUAGAUGUUCUUGCCAUUGCUGUCCUUCUAGAGAUGCCUUCCAUGCAAACAAUUCCUUGCUAUCAGAAAGCAUUGAGCGCAAGGCUUGCAGCGUCAGUUUGCUUUUGCUGGAAGAACAUCCUUGAGAUCAAGGAUCAGUGAAACAAGAAUUUCUUGCACCCAAAGUUAGCCUAUAUGGAGCCAUUUAUCUCCCCCUUGAAAUAAAAAAUAGUGAUGUUUUGCAAAAUAAUAUCCGCACACACUGCCCAGGUCUUUGGAUCAGUGCAAGGUUUCGUCUGGCUCUUUAGUCCGUUUCCUCUUCUAUGUUUCUGAACCAUUCAACCCAUUGCAAGAUGCUUUUUCUCUCUCUAAACAACAACAACAAAAAAAAGGAAGGAUAAUAAAAAGAGCGAAGAGAAGGAAGUUGUGCUACUUCCCUCCUGGUUUUAGAGAGCGAAGAAUCUCAUCCGUAAAGAGGAGGAAGAAAUUGGGAUUUGGUUUCGGCAAUGGAGAAGUGGUCUUGGUUCGGGUUUCUGAUGCUCGCGGCCACCGUUUCCGGCAAAGGCAUACUAGAUCUCUCUGGCAGAGAAGAGGUCAAUGGGACCUGGAAGGCCUUUGUUGUUUUGCCGUGUGCCUAUGAGCCGUCGCCCGGCUUCCGGGAGCUGAGCGUGGCUUGGAAGGCCUCCCAGCAAGAGCACGGCCUCCGGACCCUCUUCCACCGGGACCAGAGCUCCGGGGACCAGACCCUCUUGACCGCCUUCAAAGGCCGGCUCAGCGUCCCGAGGAAGCCGGCCGGAGAGGUCUCCCUCCGAAUCGAGGCGCUGGACAUGACCGACAGCGGGGUCUACACCUGUUCGGUGGCCUGGGAAGCGAAGAACAAGAGCCGGAUCUCCAAAGAGAGGGUCACCAGGCUCAGGGUCAUCAAAGUCCCAGUGACCAAACCGGUCAUCCAGUCCAGUUCUGGGGCCGGGGCCGCGUCCGCAGGGGCCCAGACCAGCCUGACGUGCUUGACCGAGGGCUCUCCGCCCAUCAGGUAUCGGUGGUACAAGGAACAAGCCGAUGGCACCAGUCGUUUUGUGGACAGUGAAGCCGUGCUCACCUUCAACCCGCUGCAAGCCUCGGACGCAGGGAGAUAUUCCUGCACGGUGGGAAACCGAGUCACUGCCCGAGUGCAGCGGAGCGAGACGUUUGAGCUCAUUGUGAGAGGCGGUUCUACUUAUUUUAAUACUACGUAUCCCAGCAUUUUGUCUGAGGAGCCCACAACGUCCAGGCCAGAAACAACGAAGGAGACUCUCGAAGCGAGGACCACCGCGGGCUCGGUCGUCUGGAGAAGGGUGACUACGUCAACAGCUGCAAGGACAUCUUCCUCGACCUUUGGUCCACACUGGAAAGCCUCUGAAAGGCAAGGCCAUCGCAAGGCCGCCUUGCCCUUCUACGUCAUCAUCCUGAUCGCGGUGCUGGUCUCCGCCGCGGUCCUGUCCGUCAUCGCCAUCGCCUUUUGCAGAAGAAGGAGAACCAAACCCGAUCGCAGCUACCAAGUUGCAUACAACAAUAACGAUGCGGCCUUUGUGCCCGGAGGAGGAGGAGGAGGAGGCGGCGGCAGCGAAGGGCCGUGCGUUGCCCCGCAGCCGUGCGAAGGGCCGUACGAGGAGCCCACCCGCUGCCUGGAGAACAACUACACGGAGGAGCCCACCAAGGCCGGCCCGUACGUGGCCAUGCGCACAACGCUUGAGAACGAGUACGAGCUCCUGGUGAGCAAGGAGUCUGAGUACGAAGUGACCGUAUGAACUUUCAGGGAGCCUUUGCUUCCAACUUUUCCACAACCUGAACAGACUCCAAUCAACCUUCCUUGUUGCGAGCUGCACUGCGCUGCAUGGCUCCAAGACCGAGGUUGCACGUACAAAUCCCACAUCAACAUUUCAAUGCUUGCCCGUUCUUGCUAAAGUUUGCACCACUUGCAUUAGGUUUGGAUAUACAGUAGAGUCUCACUUAUCCAACAUAAACGGGCUGGCAGAAUGUUGGAUAAGCGAAUAUGUUGGAUAAUAAGGAGGCAUUAAGGAAAAGCCUAUUAAACAUCAAAUUACAUUAUGAUUUUACAAAUGAAGCACCAAAACAUCAUGUCAUACAACAAAUUUGACGGAAAAAGUAGUUCAACAUGCAGUAAUGCUAUGUAGUAAUUACUGUAUUUACGAAUUUAGCACCAAAAUAUCACGAUGUAUUGAAAACAUUGUCUAGAAAAAUGUGUUGGAUAAUCCAGAACGUUGGAUAAGCGAGUGUUGGAUAAGUGAGACUCUACUGUAGUAGCAAUAGUCCCAUUUCACCCCUUACCAUCCCAUGUUUCCGCCUGCUUUUAAAAUGCACCAGUUUCUUUCUCCUCCCCGCCUUUGUUCUCACUUCAAUUGCUGCAAACUCCGUUCAAAGUGCAAAAGACCAUGGCUGCAUCUACACUGCCAUAUAAAAUCCUUGAUAUCUACUUUGAACUGGAUUAUAUGAUGAGUAGACUAAUAUCUACUCAUCAUAUACAGGGCCCGGGCUGUGGCGCAGGCAGGAGAGCAAGCCAGUUGCAAUUAACUGCAAUGAAUCACUCUGACCAGGAGGUCAUGAGUUCGAAGCCGCUCGGAGCCUAUGUUUGUUUGUCUUUGUUCUAUGUUAAAAGGCAUUGAAUGUUUGCCUAUAUGUGUAAUGUGUAAUGUGAUCCGCCCUGGGUCCCCUUCGGGGUGAGAAAGAGGGGCGGGAUAUAAAUGCUGUAAAUAAAUAAAUAAAUAAAUAA